AUGACCCUGGAGUUUGAGAUCUAUAUUUCACAUUAUGUAGAAACUGAUGUGUUAGAGAAUCCAUUGACCUUGCUGUUUGGGAAAAAUAAAAACAGCCCUAAUUGCACCUUCAGGAGAGACAGCAAAGUUUUAGCAGUACUCACAGGAACUUCAAGCACAUCUGUCCCAAUCUUGACACUUCAGGACCUCUGCAAGCUUCCACAGUUACCCUAUGGAUCUUUUGAUCCUCUCCUGAGUGACCAUGGACAGUUCGGUGCUGUCAAUCAGAUAGCUGCCAAGUACUCAGCUCUAGCCCUGGUCAUAGUCUCCUUGAUGCUUCAAUUUGGCUGGACCUGGGUGGGACUGCUCAUAAUCAACGACAACUAUGGUGUGUGGUUCCUCUCAGAAUUGAGAGAGGAGAUGGACAAGAAUGGAGUCUGUCUUGCCUUUGAGAAUAUGAUCCUGACAAACAGCCCAUCAGAUUUAUCAACUGAUCAACCAAGAUACCGCCAGAUCAUGGAAUCCUCAACCAAUGGACACACUUUUGAUAUGGUCGUGUCACAAGAAAGUUACAAUAUCUACACCACCAUGUAUGCUGUGGCCCACGCCCUCCACGAGGUGCUUCUUCAUCACAGGGAAGAGCCACCAGCACAAACUGGGCCCCAGAUGCAGAGCCAUAGGGCAGAACGGGCUCUGUAUUCCUCUAGGACAGUGGUGGCCUUCCAGCAUCGUCUCCUGAUCACUUUCUCUGAAGAUGGCAGACGCAUUUGCACAGAGAAAUCUGUGGCAUGCAGCAGGGGAGAUGUGGUCAUUGCUGGAUUUUACUCCCUCUAUUCUUGGGAAUUGGUCGUUCAAGGCUUGGAUGACCCUACCCUGCAGCAACAGAAUAUUCAGAUCAACUUAAAGAAAUACCAACUGCUUCUCACCCUGCUGCUGGCUGUGGAAGAGAUCAACAAGAAUCCCCAUCUGCUACCCAACAUGACUCUGGGGUUUGAGAUCUAUACUGUACAUUACUCAGGUACUGAUCUGUUAGAGGAUCCACUCACCUGGCUGUCUGGGAGGAAUAAAAACAUCCCUAAUUACACCUGCAGAAGAGACAGCAAAGCUAUAGCGGCACUCACAGGAACCUCAAGCACAUUUGUCCCAAUAGGGACACUGCUGGACCUCUACAAACUUCCACAGUUCACCUUUGGGGCUUUUGAUCCUCUCCUGAGUGACCAUGGAAAGUUUGGGACUGUCUAUCAGAUGGCUUCCAAGGACUCAGGUCUAGCCCUGGCCAUGGUCUCCUUGAUGCUUCAUUUCAGCUGGAACUGGGUGGGACUAUUCAUCACUGAAGAAAACUAUAAUGUGUGGUUCCUCUCAGAAUUGAGAGAAGAGAUGGGCAAGAGUAGAGUCUGCUUUGCCUUUGAGAACAUGAUCACUUACAGUGUCCUUUCAGAUUACUCAAAUGAUCUAUCGAUGCAGCGCCAGCUAAUGGACUUAUCAACCAAUGUGAUUAUCAUUUAUGCGGACAGUAAAUUUCUACUGGGCUUCAUUCUUAAAUUUAGGCACUUUGUAUUUACAGGCAAAGUCUGGGUCAUGAACUCAACCUAUGAUGAUGUGACUAUUGCUAAAAGGCAUUUUCUGAUUGACUCUUUCCAUGCACCUCUUAUCUUCUCUCACCAUCAUAGAAACACUGCUGAGUUCACCAAUUUUAUUCUGACAGAGGCCUUCUCCAAGAACUCAGCAAAUAACUCCAUUCCCAGGUCAUGGAUUCAGUCUGUUUAUAGCCUACUGAUUAAGUCUGACUGCAGAGACUUGGGGCACUGUUCAUACAAUGCCACACUGCAUUGGUUGCUGAGGCACAUUUUUGACAUGACCAUGUCAGAUGAGAGUUACAAUAUCUACAAUGCUGUGUAUGCUGUGGCUCAUGCCCUCCACCAGAUGUUUCUUCAUUUCAUGGAAGAGCCAAGAGUGCACAAUGGGCAACUCACAGCAUUUCUCUCUUCACAGCUGCAUCCCUUUUUGAAGAAGAUCCAAUUUACCAAUCCUGUUGGAGAUCAAGUGGUUUUGAAUGAGGAAAGGAAAUUGGAGGCAGAGUAUGACAUUAAGAGCUUUUGGACUUUUCCAGAAGGUCUGGGACAAAAGGUGAAAGUUGGCAAGUUUUCUCCCUCUAGGCCACAUGGUCAACAACUGAUUUUAUUUGAAAAUCUGAUAGAGUGGCCCAUAGGAAUUACCAAGACUCCUCAGUCUGUGUGCAGUGAGAGCUGUGGUCCUGGAUUCAGAAAGACCUCUCUGGAGGGAAAUGCUACCUGUUGUUUUGAUUGCACUCCUUGCCCAGAGAAUGAGAUUUCUAAUGUGACAGACAUGGAGCAGUGUGUCAGGUGUGCAGAUCAUCAGUUUGCCAACAUCCAGAGAAAUCACUGCCUGAGGAAAACUGAGGGCUUCCUGGCUUAUGAAGACCCCUUGGGUAUGGCUCUGGCUUGCACAGCUCUUUGCUGCUCUGCACUCACAGCAGCUGUUCUUGGGGUGUUUAUCAAGCACCAAGACACCCCCAUUGUCAAGGCCAAUAACUGGGCCCUCAGCUACAUCCUGCUCAUCUCCCUCAUCUGCUGCUUCCUCUGCUCCUUACUCUUCCUUGGCCGUCCCCACACAGCCUCCUGCAUCCUGCAGCACACCAUAUUCGCAGUGGUCUUCACUGUGGCUGUCUCCACGGUCCUGGCCAAGACCAUCACUGUAGUUCUGGCCUUCACACUCACUGCUCCAGGGAGAAGCACGCGACAGUGGCUGCUGUUCUGGCUUCCUAACCUCCUCAUCCCCAUCUGCACUCUCAUCCAGGUGACCCUCUGUGGACUCUGGCUGCAAAUCGCUCCUCCCUUUGUGGACAAAGAUGCACAAUCUGAACAUGGGUACAUCAUCAUCUUAUGCAACAUGGGCUCCCUCACUGCCUUCUACUGUGUCCUGGGAUACCUUGGCUCUCUGGCCCUGGCCAGCUUCACCGUGGCUUUUCUGGCCAGAAACCUGCCUGACACCUUUAAUGAGGCCAAGUUCCUGACCUUCAGCAUGCUGGUGUUCUGCAGUGUGUGGCUCACCUUCCUGCCUGUCUACCACAGCACCAAGGGGAAGGCCAUGGUGGCCAUGGAGGUCUUCUCCAUUUUGGCCUCCAGUGCAGGUCUCCUAGGUUGCAUCUUUGCCCCCAAGUGCUACAUCAUCCUGAUAAGACCUGAGAGAAAUUCUUUCUCCAGGUUCAGGGAGAGAUCAGGUUCUGGAAGAAACAAAUUUUAA
Messenger RNA from Dipodomys spectabilis (banner-tailed kangaroo rat), 3243 nucleotides. Its product is annotated as vomeronasal type-2 receptor 116-like. Gene Ontology annotation, biological process: G protein-coupled receptor signaling pathway. Gene Ontology annotation, molecular function: G protein-coupled receptor activity. Gene Ontology annotation, cellular component: membrane. The transcript has 10 exons. The record is from RefSeq and is a predicted model, not a curated record. Lineage: Eukaryota; Metazoa; Chordata; Mammalia; Rodentia; Heteromyidae. The coding region runs from base 1 to 3243 and encodes 1080 amino acids.